AUAAAGUACUCUCAUUAAGAAGAGAGAACUACCUGCUUCUUCUAUCUUUUAUUACUUUUUCAAGUUUGAUUUGCAUUUCAUAAUAAAUCUUUCUGUAUAAAUUACAAGAAUAAUACGCGGUCGCUCCUAAGGUAAGAUUUUCCGGCCAGCGGUGCAAGCCCGGUUGCUCGGUUAGUGGAAGAUUUCGUUGGGUAGAGGCUUGUUGAUCAAUAGAGCUUGGAUUAUUCUCGAUUCUAUUAUAAUUUCUUCCAUGCGGCAGUACUAUUAGGCGCGGCUACGGCAAGAAGGCAGAGCAACAGAUCGAAAUAAGCUUCUGUCUCGUUUUGUUCUUGUUUUUUUGCAGGUGUCCACCUUCUUUCAGAUACGUGGGUGCCGAAUGGGUGCCUAUUUGCAGAGCAGUAAGGCAGAUGAGUGCAUCUAAGGGCUUGGCACUGAACAAGAUAACAGCUAGCAACUGUGUUGGUACGAGUGUGGAGCGGAAGUUGGUCGGGAUUCGCGUAGGUCAGAUUUCAAUCAACAAUGGAGAUUCAAUUAGAGUGGUACUGAUGGUACGGACUCCUCCCGAACCACCGCCAUGGCUAAACAAAAUGCCAGGGUCCGUGAAAGUUAUGCUUUUAGUUGUUGUUUUUCUGCAUUUGGAUUCUUGUUAACGUCUAUGUUCUUAGGGUUGUCAUUUUGUUUAGAAGCUUUGUCUGUUUUUAUGUCAUUGUGAGUAUAUGGAUCUAUAGAACCAGGGACAACUGUGUCAAGCCCGCUACAUGGUUAGCGAUUCAUGUUGCUCUUUUAGAGUUGACCGUUUCUAAGACUCAUCGUAUGGUUUAUAGUUUUAGUUUUGGGAGGUUAGUUGGUGUCAUAUUUGAUUUUCCUUUGGUUGAUGUAACGAUCCUAAAACCAAGGAUAUGAAUAGAGGUGAGUUUCCAUUCCUAAAAAAAAGUUUCAAGUUUGUAAAGCAUAGAAACACUAAAGUAGUUGUUUAAAAGGGUAAUUAACAUAGUUUUUGGAAGAAAAAAAGAAAAACACCUUAAAAAGUGUUCUUUCCCCAAAGAUCCACCAAGUGCUUCUUUUGGCAGGUAUUUAAGCGGGAACGAUUCAUACCUGCCUUUGACAGAUGCGCGCGUUAUUCCGCCCAGACCAGAUUGCCAUUCCUCUUUCCAUUACGAAUAGCGGAAGUUGAUCAUGUCUGGGAGUCUCUGACUUCCCAGCUGGGCCCACGCCACUCCAUAGUGAACUAAACCCCUGCCUUACUCCAGAAGAGAAAACACACACUACUACUAUCAGGCAGCGUCUUUAAACAUUCAAACCUAAAGGAUCUCCCUAAAGCCGCCAUGGAAGUUGCACAAUCUCAAUCCGCCGUGUUUGGGUUCCUGUUUUCUCACCACUUUAGUUUGAGUUCCUUAGGAGGCGGCCCUCUCAUCAUCAACCCUGGGUUCCUUCACGCCGUCUCUGCUUCACUGCAUGCUGGUUUGUUGCUCUUUCUUUUUAUAUAUUGGUUGUUAAUGAAGGUGAAACAAGACACUGCUAUUAGUAGACAGAAAAUACAGUGGAAUGAAGACGAUAACACUGCCGACCUUGUGAGAAAACAGAAUCCCAGGUACUUGAAAAUAGCCGUUUUCUGUUGUUUGGGUCUCUCGCUUUUGAAUUUUGUUCUCGCUUUCCUUUGUCAGUUUUAUUGGUAUACAAAUGGUUGGUCUGAUGAAAAAAUUAUAACCCUGCUGGAUGCCUCAACAAAAACUGUUUCUUGGUUUGUAAUCUUCUUUUUCUUGUCCACUCAAUUGAGUUCAGGUGAGAUUAUUGAGUGCCCUGUUUUUUUAAGAGUCUGGUGGGGUUUUUUCUUCACCUUCUCUUGUUAUUGCCUAGCCGUAGACAUUCUUUAUUGUAAAAAGACUGGAACUUUACCGGCCCAGUUUUGGAUUUCUGACGUAGUAUCAUCGGUGUUGGGUUUAUUCUUCUGUUUGGUGUGUUUUUUCGGUGGAAUUGAAGGCGGAGAUGAGCUUCUUAGGCAACCCCUGUUAAAUGGUAGGGAUAAAAAUGUUUCUCCCUUUGCCGAAGCCAAUUUUUUUAGCAAACUAACCUUCUCUUGGAUGGGUCCUCUAAUUUCUAUUGGCAAAAAGAAAAUAUUGGACCUUAAGGAUGUUCCUCAGCUUUCUGGUUUGGAUAGCGUUAGAGGGGUUUAUCCAAUCUUCCAAGAUAGGGUCGUAGAAACUGUUCGUGAUGGGAAUAACAGUAAUAAAUUAACUACAUUGAUGCUUGUUAAAGCUUUACUUCUCACAGCAUGGAAGGAUAUUCUCUUGUCUGCCUGCUAUGGAGUUUGUCACACACUGGCUUCAUAUGUUGGACCUUACCUCAUUGACACAUUCGUUCGGUUUCUCAAUGGAAAUCGAGAGUCCAAGGGAAAAUAUGGUCUCUUUUUGGUUUCUGUAUUCCUAGUUGCAAAGAUUGUCGAGUGCUUAUCGCUCAGGCAUUUUCUGUUUAAGGUGCAGCAGGCCGGCUAUAGGGCACAUGCCGCACUGGUUGCCAAAAUCUAUGAUAAAGCCUUGACCCUUUCAUGUCAUUCAAAGCAGACACACACUAGUGGAGAGAUAACCAAUUUUAUGACUGUAGAUGCUGAGAGGGUUGGUAACUUUGGUUCGUACAUGCAUGACCCGUGGAUAGUGCUCAUACAGGUCGGUCUUGCACUUGCGAUCCUCUACAAGAAUCUCGGGCUUGCUUCCAUCGCAGCUUUAAUUGCCACUGUAUUAGUGAUGUUUGCAAACAUCCCCCUGGGGAAAUUGCAAGAAAAAUUCCAAGACGAACUUAUGAAAGCCAAGGAUUCUAGAAUGCAGGCAAUGUCCGAACUAUUAAGAAACAUGAGAAUCCUCAAACUUCAAGCAUGGGAGAUGAAAUUUUUGUCCAAAAUCUUGGACCUCAGAAAUAUUGAGUCUGGAUGGCUGAAAAGAUAUGUUUACACUUCAUCUAUGUCUACAUUUGUCUUUUGGAUAGCUCCUACGCUUGUGUCUGUAGCUACCUUUGUGGUUGCAAUGCUUAUGAGGAUUCCACUUGAAUCAGGAAGGGUACUCUCUGCACUUGCCACAUUUAGGAUACUACAGGAGGCAAUAUACGUUCUUCCAGAUGCAAUUUCAAAUAUUGUUCAGACUAAAGUUUCCCUUGAUCGAAUCGCAUCGUUUCUUUCACUUGAUGACCUCAAAAGAGAUGCCACAGAGAAGCUCCCAAGAGGUAGUUCUGAUAUAUCAAUUGAGAUUGUUGAAGGAAAUUUCAGCUGGAGUGAAUCCCGCUUUCCGACUUCAUUUCUUAUGAACAUUAAUCUUCGGGUUCAUAAUGGCAUGAGAGUUGCUGUUUGUGGUACUGUCGGUUCAGGAAAGUCAAGUUUGUUAACUUGCAUUUUGGGAGAAAUGCCCAAAUUAUCAGGAAGUGUUAAGAUAUGCGGGACAAAGGCCUAUGUAUCUCAGUCACCGUGGAUACAGAGUGGAAACAUUGAAGAAAAUAUACUGUUUGGUAAGAAGAUGGAGAGAGAAAAGUAUGAAAGAGUUGUUGAGGCAUGUUGCUUAAAAAAAGAUUUGGAAGUUCUUUCCUUUGGUGAUCAAACUGUCAUAGGUGAGAGGGGUAUCAACUUGAGUGGUGGGCAGAAGCAAAGAGUGCAGAUUGCACGUGCUUUGUACCAAGAUGCUGACAUUUAUCUUUUUGAUGAUCCAUUCAGUGCCGUGGAUGCUCAUACUGGAACUCAUCUGUUCAAUGAGUGCAUAAUGAGGCUGCUGAAGUCAAAGACUGUAGUAUAUGUUACACAUCAAGUAGAGUUCUUGCCUGCUGCGGAUUUGAUCUUGGUUAUGAAAGAUGGAAAAAUUACACAGGCUGGAAAGUACAAUGACAUCCUCAAUAUGGGUAGUGAGUUUAUGGAACUAGUGAGUGCCCACAAUGAAGCUUUAUCUUCCAUAGAUGUCUAUGAGGGAAGUAAGGCAGUAUUGGGUACAGCAAAUAGUAGCUUGGUUAGUAUUAAGCAGACAAAAAUUCAGAAUGCCGAAUCCGAGGGUGGGGAAAAUGGUGUGCGUGGUAAUGGUGUGGAACCAAAAGGCCAACUCGUCCAGGAGGAAGAAAGAGAGAAAGGUAAUGUGAGUUUACUAGUUUAUUGGAGAUACAUCACUACUGCAUAUGGAGGCGCCCUAGUGCCCUUCGUAUUGUUGGCACAUAUACUCUUCCAGGCACUUCAAAUUGGAAGCGAUUAUUGGAUGGCAUGGGCAACUCCUGCAUCAGAAAGGGAGACUCCUCCGGUGGGAAGUCAUGCACUCAUCAUUGUGUAUGUUUCUUUAGCAAUUGGAAGUUUAUUUUGUAUCAUUGGUAGAUCAUUGUUGCUUGCGACUGCUGGGUACAAGACGGCAACACAGCUAUUCAAUAAAAUGCAUUUGUGUAUUAUUCGUGCCCCAAUGUCUUUCUUUGAUGCCACACCAUGUGGGCGUAUUCUAAAUAGAGCAUCCACGGACCAAAGCGCAGUUGAUCUUGAUAUUCCGUUUCAUGUUGGAUCUUUUGCCUUUACUAUGAUUCAGCUUGUUAGUAUCAUUGGUGUUAUGUCUCAAGUUGCAUGGCAGGUGCUCAUUGUUUUUAUUGGGGUGAUUUUAAUGUCCAUCCAUUUAGAGCAACGUUACAUACCUUCAGCAAGAGAACUGGAACGGUUAGUUGGAGUUUGCAAGGCUCCAGUAAUACAACACUUUGCUGAAACCCUCUCAGGAUCAACUACUAUUAGAAGUUUUGAGCAGGAAACCCGAUUUCGUGAUUUCAGUAUGAAGCUGAUCGAUGGAUAUAAUCGCCCAAAGUUUUACAGUGCCGGUGCUAUGGAGUGGCUUUGCUUUCGUUUGGAUAUGCUGUCUUUGGUCACUUUUACCUUUUCACUGGUCAUCUUGAUCUCUGUUCCAGUUGGAACUAUUGAUGCUAGCACUGCUGGCUUAGCUGUGACAUAUGGGCUUAAUCUCAACAUGUUGCAAGCUGGGGUUAUAAGGAAUCUUUGCAAUAUGGAGAAUAAAAUUAUUUCAGUUGAGAGAAUACUUCAAUACAACACGAUACCUUGUGAGCCUCCUCUUAUCGUUGAAUCCAACAGACCAGACCCUGGUUGGCCCUCAACUGGAGAGGUUGAUAUCAGAAAUCUUCAGGUUCGAUAUGCUCCACACAUGCCUCUUGUUUUACGAGGCAUCACAUGUACUUUGUUUGGAGGUAAGAAGACUGGUGUAGUUGGUAGGACAGGGAGUGGUAAAUCAACUCUAAUACAGACCAUCUUCCGUAUUCUUGAACCUGCUUCUGGAGAAAUAGCAAUAGAUGGUGUCAAUUUAUCCUCAAUUGGACUGCAUGAUUUGCGGUCGAGGUUAAGCAUUAUUCCACAAGAUCCUAUCAUGUUUGAGGGCACUAUCCGUAGCAAUCUGGAUCCACUUGAUGAGUACCCUGAUGAACAAAUUUGGGAGGCUCUUGAUAAGUGUCAACUGGGAGAUGAAGUAAGAAAAAAGAAAAGAAAACUUGAUUCUGCAGUUACUGAAAAUGGAGAGAAUUGGAGCAUGGGUCAGAGGCAGCUCGUUUGUCUUGGCCGUGUGCUACUGAAGAAAAGCAGCAAAAUUUUGGUACUUGAUGAGGCAACUGCAUCAGUCGACACUGUAACAGAUAAUCUGAUACAAAAGACUAUCAAGGAACACUUUUCCCACUCCACCGUUGUAACUAUUGCACAUAGGAUAACAUCUGUGCUGGACAGCAACAUGGUCCUGCUAUUAGAUCAUGGUCUGAUUGCGGAAUAUGACACACCUAAGAAUUUGCUUGAAUUCAAAUCAUCAUUGUUUGCCAAGCUUGUAGCAGAAUAUAGCACACGAUCAGGUUGUAGUUUGGAGAAUUUACCUUAAGUCUGCAUGCUAUAAGGUGUUCUAUUAACUUUUGGUGUCACUGGGGAACAACAAAACUAGUUUGUUAACUGCAUCACGAGUUAAACUUGUAUCUGUGCUAGAUUUUAAGCGUGGUUGGUUAUGUUCUUGAGAGAGAGUGUAUAGUUCUUCCCCAGUUCAUUCAGUUACAUUUUUAGACUUGAAGCCUUUUAGAAACUAAUUCAUUUCAGAGCUUCAAAAUGAAUAUUGAAACUAAGAUGAUUAACACCCAGUACUUGCCUUAUAUCCUUUGAGCUCCAAAUUCCUAGAGUCAACAUCUCCAAUGCAUGCGAACGUAUGUAUAUAUCAGCAUAGUAUUUCAUCCGUGCGGUACGGUACUCGGUGGAAAAUUGUGUCAUAUGUAGUAUAGAUUUUGAAUAGUUUUUAUUUAUUUAUUUAUUUUGAAUAGUUAUAUAUAUGCAUAUAUCUCACUAAUAAAUAAAGUGAAGAAAAUACAUUUUUUUUUAAGAAAAGAAAAUACAUGUGUUCUGUUACAUUAAAGAUGAAAUGUUGUGGCACAGUGGCACUGAAUAUUAAGCAGCAUAUAUGUAAAUAAUGAUAAGAUUAUCCGAAUUGCGGUAUCUAAAAAUUAGGCCUAAUGCAAAUGCCUUUUUAUAUACGAUAUACUACUUACGAUUUACGAAGCACUCCGUAUGUAAGUUAAAACUCUCAGUUUUUAGGAACAUUCAAGCCAUUGUUGAUACAUUUUCUAUCAUUAUUGAUUAAUAAAAUCUUAUUUCAAUAAGAGAAAACUGUCAAAUAGGUCCUCGAACUUUCAUAAAAAUGUCAAAUAAGUCCGUAUAUAGGAGGCUCUGUCUGGCCGUCAUGAUAUGGGGCGGUUUCCGGUGGAUUUUUUUAAUGAAGUUUUUUGAGCAUCUUAUUCUUCAAGUCUAGUUUACUCAUACCAAAUUUCAGCUAAAAGGAACGCAUUCAAAUUAAUUCUUAAAGAUAAUUGUGCAGUUAAAUGCGCAGUUAUCUUCAAGAAUUAAUUUGAAUGCGUUCCCGAUUGAAGUUUUAGCUGAAAUUUGGUAUUAGUAAACUUAUUUGACUUUUUUUAUGAAAGUUCGAGGACCUAUUUGACACUUUUCCCUAAUCCAUUUCGAUGCUACUUUCAUUGUAGUUGUCAUUUGCAUUGAUAAGCAUAAUACAUGGGUAAAUAUUAAUAAUCGGUGAUAAAUUUUUUCUACCUAAAUAGUUACUGUUUCAUUCAGAGGAGAAAUGCAUGCCUUAAAGUCACUAACGCCAAGAAUCCUAUUGACCACGAAAAUAGACUUUUUAAAAUUUUGCACUUCGAACUUUCCAUGAUUGUGUUUGGAGUAGUUUUAUUUGUAAGAGCAUUCAUGUAGUAAUCCAUACCAACCGUUUUUACAGUUUCAACUCUCCCUUAUGUGAUAAUUCUUAAGAAAUCCCUACUUGAUACAAUUAAAAGCUAAAUAUGUAGUGAAAGGAAACUAAUAGCUUAUCAGAUGACUUCAUGUGAACAUAAUAUUCCCAUAAACCCAUUCGUGUGAAAAAAUGCAGGUAUAUGACUUGGUAUAUGUUUAGCAGUUUAGAUAAUACUCUGAUUUGUAUAAAAAGUGUUUUAGGUUUUGCUGCUAAAGCCAUUUGGCCAAGCAGUGUGUGUAAUUCAAAACAGACACUUUAGGUCUUAAUGAUUCUCAACUACUCGCCUUUAAAACUGGUUGUUCUACUUCGCCUCACUAUCUAGCAGGGACGGAACUAUGCAUAUGUAUAGGGAGGCCAUUGCCCCUCCCAACAUUUUUAUUUUUUUAAUUAUUGACUUGUAAUUUAAUUUUUUGCCCCCCCCCCCCAAAUUUGUAUUUCCUCUAGUAGUAUAGUAGUUCAAAAUAUGUUUAUAGUUAUACUCCGUACUACAUUUAUAAUUUUUCAAUACUUCAUUAAAAUAUCACAUGUAUAAAAACAUUAUACGUAGUAUAUUCUAGAAGUAGUCAUUUUGGAAAAUAUUAAUCUAUAACAACACUAUAUUUUGAAGAAGUGAUUAUUACCCCAUAAAUAAUACUCGGUACUCCGUAUGUAAAAAUAUAUUAUUAAUAAUAUAUUAUGGAGUAGUAUUGGAGAUAUCCGUCUUAAAGUAUCUAAUAUAAAAGAAUUAUAAGAAAAAAUUGGGUACUUUAAAUUGACAGCAGGGUUGGGUACUAAUUUAAUAAACUUUAAGAGGAGUAUAUUAUGUAAUAGCAUUUUGCCUCCCCUACCCUCACCUCCUGGCUCCGCCCCUGCUAUCUAGGGAGAUUUUUUCAUGCAUAAGACUGACUUUAGCCCUCAAAAAGUUCCACUUCUAACUUUUUAGACUCCUAAUACCUCCCCACUAUAAGUAGUCUUAUUCUCACAUAAGAAACUACAUCAGAAUGUUAAUACUUUAUUCAGAUAGUUUGGAGAUAGGAAAAAAAAUGAAGGGUGAUUGAAAAGAAAAGGCAAGUAGCCAUUUCAUAUUUUUUAAAUUUUCUUGAAAUUGGAGAGUUUGGGGAUCAGAGAAAAAUAAACUUGUUUUUUUACUCUUAAACCCUAACAAAGUAAAAUAGUAAGAACAAUCACUGUUAUUUUCCCACCCAAACAUGGUAUAAACGGCCAAAAGAAUAAGAAUUUCUAUGCAAUUACAAUUUUGGUUGGAUAAGAUAUGCUUGGGCAUGCAUUUAGAACUUGCUUUCCUUUUGAGGACCUGCUUACACUCAUAGUCCCGUUGUAAGGUCAGUAAUAUGCAUCUUUAAAGAAGCUCUAAGUGAGCUGGGCAUACCUAUGGGAAAUUCAAGUGCUUCCACAUUUUGUAAUUUUGAUUGCUUUUCAAACUAUUCUUAAAUAUAGCAUUUUCAGUGCGAGCUUCGAUUUGCUUGGCCUUAAAGUGGAUGUUUUUUGUGGAUUCUCGGGAGUAGAUGAGGAAUGGUUUUUUCAGUUGUUGAAUGCUUCUUCCCAGUAGAUCUAGAAAAAUCAUUUGCCAACCACUGGAUUUUGUUUUUGGUUUUUGAUGACAUUCCUCUCUCUGACUUAGUCUCAUUACUGCUUGCUGUGGAUAUUGACUGAUGGCUUUUCCUUCAAUGUGUCCCAAUGAAAGGGAGACUUGGAUGAUCAUUCGGCAGCCCAGAGAAUAGCCUCCAGUCAGGGGUAUCUGCAAUAGCUGAGGUAGUUUCAUCAGAUAGAAUUGAAAUGUGUGAUAAGCUGAAAGAUGAUAUGGAGAUCAUCUUCUUUGAGUGUGGGAUCUCUGAGACAACAGAUCGUUGAUCAGAAAAGAUUCUCAGAUCAUUCCUGUCCAUAACUUCUGUGCAUGCCAAUCUUCUGUGACGAGUUCCACUAUUAUUUUGCAUGAUGACAUGGAGAUCAUCUUCUUCAUCUGGCAGCCAGUGAGGCGUGAACGGAAAGCCACCAUUUCUUGAAGUUCUCUUCUGCUCAACAAGCUUAUAAGCAAACAUCUGAAAUGGUAUUUCACAUACAGAAGGAAAAGAUUCUGUGAUGCCAUCCAUGGCAGCAAACUUAUUAGAGUAGCCAGCUUCAAUGUCACAAUAAUCAACAAGAGGAGGACAGCCAAGGUGACCAUGCUCAGGAUUCAUAACAAAGACCUUCUUCAUAUAUUUUAAAAUUCUGCAAAUGGAAGAAAAACCAGGGGUGCGUUGGGGCUGGUUUGCCAGCAUUUCCUAAUCAAGUUCAUGAGGUAUUUAGGGAAAGGGUUUGGGAAGAGUGGCCUCUCCCCAGCCAUCAAACUGUGUACCAUUUUAUCUCCUUGAAGAGGCCGCACUAUCUCCCCACUGCCUAACCCAUCCUCAAAUGGAGCUUUCCCUGUCAGAAUCUGGAAACACAGCAUGCCAAAGCUGUACACAUCACUUUUCCGAGUAUUUCAUGUUGCCUUUGCUGCUGUUCCUUAGCUCAGCCACAACUUUUGGUGCAUACCAAACCACCAGAUCAAACUUACCCUCGGGCAGCUUCUGUGAGUAUACUGACUUUUCAGAAGGGAUAAACCAAAGCCAGCUAGUUUUACAUGUAAGUAAUAACUCUCCAAAGACGAGGAGGCGGAGUCGGUUGUUGGUCUGAGAAGAAUAUUUGAUGGAUUCAACUCACCAUGGAAAAUGCUUCUUGAAUGUAAGUACUCCAUCCCUCUUGCAACAUGAAGCAUAAUGUCAACUGCAACCAUGAUAGAAAAGGACAUUCUCCUCCUUUGCCCGGAAUUCUCCAUGAAAAUGUCCAAACUCUUGCUCAUUAUGUCCCAUCACAAGAAACCCCUCUUUCCCCAUACAAGAAUAAACAUUUAAAACAUAAUUUCCUUUCAAUCAUCUCAGCAUAUAAGAUGCAGUCUUGAUACCAUUUUUAUUCUAAUGGAA
Messenger RNA from Cuscuta epithymum, 10210 nucleotides. NCBI's taxonomy places the organism in Eukaryota, Viridiplantae, Streptophyta, Magnoliopsida, Solanales, Convolvulaceae. The record is from the annotation of a GenBank genome assembly.